AUCAAUCCGGCAGCCAUUUAUGAAAGUGGUGUAUAGAGUGGUUAUUUAAAAAGAAUAAAAUGAAUGAAUAUUCAAUUAUGAUGCUUAAGGUUCAUCACGUUAUUUAAAUUGUGCCCAGAGGGUCAAGAGUACACCCUUUACUUGAAGGGAGGAGGUCUCGUCAGCCCAACUCCAACUGGGUGGCACGCAAUUUUUGAGGGAGAGUUGCGUGACAUUACAGUAAGGAACUGAGACUAAAGAAAUAAAGCUUGUUGCACAUGGAUGAGUUAUGUCGCGUUGUUCUUAAACUGUUCUCAAACUGUCUGGACAUAUUUAACAGUGGAGUGGAGCAUUUGUCUUAGAUUCUCAUUAAAACGGUCUUAAAUGCGAGAGAGAAAAUUUUACAUCACCUAACAUUACGUGACACAAAUUUUGGCCACCCAUUUCUAUGAAAAGUUUAGCUCUUACCUUCACUUAAAAAUGAAGAAAUUUAGCAUCGCAAGCACGUGGCAGUCAUAGGCCACCAUCAUACACGUGAUGUUCUAGCUCUAAAAUAUCUCUAAACUCUUAAUUAGCCAACAAAGAGCGACAGUUCUUCACUCUGUAGUCGUGGAAGUCUGUUUUUGUUCACUCAACUCUAGUGCGUGGUAUCUAAUUUCUCGUUACAGCAACACUACUUAGGCUCGAUUACCAGCCGCUGUUCGGGAACCGGAGCCCACGCUCCUCCCCGAACCCACGAGAAGUCACGAGAAUUAAGAAAGUGACCAUACAAAUUCUCUUUGUCGGUAUCAUAGGAAAUGUACAGAGAACAGUAUGAAGAAUAUGCAUGCUGAUGUUAGGGUGUAAAAUGGUUAGAAAUAAAUGUUGGGAUGCUGACUGAAACUGAAUAAACAGGACAGAUUGUGAGCGAAUUUUACUAUCAAAUAUGAGGGCUCCACUCUCUCUCUCUUUCUCUCUCUCUCUCUCUCUCUCUCUCUCUCUUAGAACAAGAAUGGAAAAACAGAUCCUGCUACAAAUUUUCAAAGGAAUUUUAUUCAUGAACGUAUUCAUUGCAAGAGACAAAGUUGCCGCAGUUUAUUGCCCUAGUCCGCCAAUAACAUAUGCUACAGAAGGCGAUAAUGUCACCUUGUGCUGGCGAAUUGCAGAAAACUCUAGCAUUGUAGCCCGCUAUUAUGUUAAGGCCCUGUCAAGGCCAGUCGAAGCUGAAAUGGACUCGGUCGGCUCUGCAAAUGGGACUGGACAUUUUGAAAGGGUGUACGCAAGCAAACAUGACGGAAAUUACAUCAACAGAGCCACUGUAUCUGCCGAUUUACCUGCCGGAAUGGUGUAUCUCAGGAUUACAAACUACACCAGACAGAUGGACAAUGUGUACUGUGUAAAGUACCAAACCCGGGAUGGCAGAGAUGACUCAACACCAUGUCAUUCUCAAGCGCUGUUAUUGCGCAGUGUUGACCUUCGUGAAGUUCCAUUUCAAACCACCACAAUAAUGGCAACAGAAACCACCACCAAACCUACCACAGCGGCGAAAGUAUCAACCAACCCCAAAACUGAGAUGAGCACAACAACAACACCAGAAGCUACAACUGAAGGUCCAAUCACUAUCGAGGCUUCUCCCUCAAAGACUGCAUUGAUAGUUAUGAGCUGUUUGUUUGCUAUUGCCCUCAUAGGCGCCAUUGUUGGCUUCCUUUUGUUUUGCAAGGCAAGGAAACAAUCUGACCAUAUUCCCGAGAAAACGAAAUGUAUAGAUGAAACUGAGCCACUUGAACUACCCUUAAAACUAACUGAUCCAACAGUUACAACAUUGACUAAGUAACUGGUCAUUAUUCGUCACCUCGGGAGAGAGGAGGGGAGGCUGAAUGAUAAAUUUUACACGAUUCCAGGCUCCUUGUCCCCCCCCCCUCAUUGGUCGUUCAUUUUCUAUAAUACUUAUCCCCUAUACACUCUACCAGCAACGUCUGAUCUCCCCUGCGCCUUCCGUUUCCCCUGAAAACAAUGUGAUCCCCAAAAUUCCUCCCCCCCCCUCUCAGGUAAUAUAUAACUACUGGCCUUUAAGACCUUGUCCAUACUUGGCAGGAUAACAGACCCUUCGCAGCUAAAACAGGAGUGUGAGCAUUUGUUUGUGCCUAUUUUGUUUUGCUGUUUUUGUAUAGUUAUCGUUAUGUUAUGUAUAAAAGUUUGAGCCUAUUAACAUCUUUUGAUUUAAUUUAUUUGUGAAUAGUGAGCCAUGGAAGCCAUAGCCUUGACAAAUUUUCAAGCUUUGAUUUGGUGCCAAUGAGUGAAACUCCGCGUGUCUUGAUCGUAUUUUUUUGAAAAUGUAAAGUCGAACUGUUAGACCUCCUCUUCAGUUUUAGGUGUACUGAGUUUAAUCUAAGAGAAUUUUUCUCGCUUUUGCGUUUGGCUUACCCCGCAGGCGAAGAAAAUAUAUAGUUUUAUUAGUGUUCUUAUUUCUUUAUUUAUUGAUUUUGCUUAGGACUUUUAAUUUAUUUUAAAGUAAAUA
This is a messenger RNA of Stylophora pistillata, 2476 nucleotides long. RefSeq lists its product as uncharacterized. The record is from RefSeq and is a predicted model, not a curated record. NCBI's taxonomy places the organism in Eukaryota, Metazoa, Cnidaria, Anthozoa, Scleractinia, Pocilloporidae.